CUCUCUGCUAGUCACGACCUGGAAUAAGCUUCAAGCCGCUCCUUUGUACCUGAACAUUACGGCUCGCAAUAUCGCAGCCGGAUUUAACAUUCCAGGGCUUUGGCCUUUGCGCGCCGCGAGCUCAGGGGCGGCAACGCCGAAGCCUGCGUAAGCGUCGGGUGGGAGGAGACUUCCAGACGGUUCCAGGCUUCGCCGCUUCGCUGAGCAACCGCCACAGCCGGCCAGCACUGACGACGCGGCCGUGCCUGCGCUCUCCGAGUCACGACGAGGGAUAAAACAAUUGAAGCUUCCGCAGAUUUACCAUGGCGUCCUCAUCGAAUCCCGACGCCGACGGCACCAGCUACGUCAUGCGAGACAAGACAGACGCCACGCUCGUCGGCAAGCACUGCCAGUACGAGUACUGCAACCAACUCGAUUUCCUCCCCUUCCUCUGCCAGUCAUGCGGCAAGACUUACUGCCUCGAUCACCGCACCGAGUCGGGCCACAAGUGCUCCAAUCCGGGCGCCUGGGCGCAGCGCAAGCGGCAGGCCGAACUCGCCAAGCCGUCCAUCGGCCAGGGCAAGACGCUGCGAGACCGCGUCUCCCAAAAGCCCUGCGCCUCGCCCGACUGUAAGACGGUCGUGGGCACGUCGCUGACGCCGGGCGUUCACUGCGACACGUGCAAUCGCGACUACUGCCUCAAGCAUCGGCUGAGGGAGGACCACGACUGCAAGAACCUGGUGCCCAUCGGGGCCCGUCCCUCGCCGCAGAUCGACGCCGUCGCGCAGAAGACGAAAACUACACUCGACAAGUUGCGCGCUUGGGGCUCAGCCAAGCGCCAGCAGGCCGAACGCGCCCUGCCAAAGCCGAAGCCCAGUUCCACGGCGGCGCGUCUCGCCGCCACGGCCAAGCUCAGGAAGACAGCCAAGGGUCGCAAAGACAUUUCCGAAGACAAGCGCAUCUACCUCUACGUCGAGGCAGAGGCGGAGACGGCUAAAGCCAAGCUUCCAAAGGGGGAGUUCUUCUUCUCCAAGGAUUGGGUUGUCGGUCGCUUGCUCGACGAUGCGGCGCAGCAGCUGCAGGUGCAGAACAUGAACAACAAGAGCUCCGAUGAGAGGGACAAGCUGCGUGUCUUCCACGUCGAAGGCGGCCGGCUGCUCGAGUUCAACGAGAAGAUCGGGUCGUCACUGCAGAGCGGCAACACCGUCAUUCUACUCAGGGGCGUUGGACCGCCCCCGAAUUUGAUGGAGCCAUGAGUUUUUGUCGGCGUUUAACGGGGAAGUAGUGUGGAGGCGAUGGUCAUUGUGAGGACUUGAGCAUCAAUACCCAGAUUAUAGAGGCAUGGGAAGCCGGCAUUAUUGGCUACGAGGUACAUGAAGAGCACUUCAAAUUUAAUCAGCCAUUGUGGAAUCAAAUUGUAAUAUAGAGUAGAGCACUCAUCGUCUCAAUGACCAAAUGGCCAACGGCAUAUUGAGU
Messenger RNA from Purpureocillium takamizusanense, 1455 nucleotides. RefSeq lists its product as uncharacterized. The record is from RefSeq and is a predicted model, not a curated record. Lineage: Eukaryota; Fungi; Ascomycota; Sordariomycetes; Hypocreales; Ophiocordycipitaceae. Bases 303 to 1235 code for a protein of 310 amino acids. The transcript has a single exon. Gene Ontology annotation, molecular function: zinc ion binding. Gene Ontology annotation, cellular component: cytoplasm.